Molecule: messenger RNA, 4913 nt
Organism: Monopterus albus (swamp eel)
Lineage: Eukaryota; Metazoa; Chordata; Actinopteri; Synbranchiformes; Synbranchidae
Gene: snx27a
Product: sorting nexin 27a
Exons: 13
Coding region: 194-1885 (563 amino acids)
Biological process (GO): endocytic recycling; intracellular protein transport; signal transduction
Cellular component (GO): early endosome
Molecular function (GO): protein binding; phosphatidylinositol-3-phosphate binding
Source: RefSeq, a predicted model, not a curated record
CAUUGAAAACAUGCGACCACACUUUUGGUGACGCCCCCGGGAGGUCACGUGGUGAGGCCAUGUCUCGUGACGCUACUGAGGGGCGGGUUAUCAACAACAGUCGGUCCGUGCCGUUAUUGAGAGACGGAGCUCGAGUGUUGUUUUGAAUUUGCUAAAAGACACUGACUGGAGGGGGGUAGGGUCUUUGGAUAAGAUGGCGGAUGUAGGAGACGAUGAAACUCGGUCGAGUCUUCCUUCAGCAUCCCGUAACGGUCCAGUUAUCGGUUCGUCCGCGAGCACUACGGGCCACAACGCAGCGACAGUAACGUCAGGUCCACGGAUAGUGAGGAUUGUUAAGUCCGAGUCUGGCUACGGUUUCAAUGUUCGCGGUCAAGUUAGCGAAGGAGGGCAGCUUCGGAGCAUCAACGGGGAACUCUACGCUCCUCUUCAGCAUGUCAGUGCUGUUUUGCCCGGAGGUGCGGCAGACCGAGCUGGAAUAGCCAAGGGUGACAGAAUCCUGGCGGUUAAUGGGGUGAGCGUGGAAGGUGCCACUCAUAAGCAGGUAGUGGACCUGAUCCGUGCAGGGGAGAAGGAGCUGGUCCUGGCUGUGCUGUCUGUUCCACCUCAGGAGGCUGAUGGAUUGGAAGGAGGAGAGGAUGUCCAACCCAACUAUGACUACAGUGACAAGCAGGCCGUGCCCAUUUCCAUUCCCACAUACAAACAUGUAGAGCAGCACUCGGAGAGGUUUGUGGUGUACAAUGUAUACAUGUCAGGUAGGCAGCUGUGUUCAAAGCGCUACCGGGAGUUUGCCAUCUUGCAUCAGAACCUCAAGAGGGAGUUUUCCAACUUCAACUUCCCAAAGCUUCCUGGGAAAUGGCCUUUCUCCAUGUCCGAACAGCAGCUGGAUGCUCGCCGUAGAGGCUUGGAGGAAUAUCUUGAGCGAGUCUGCUCUGUGCGGGUGAUUGGGGAGAGUGACAUCAUGCAGGAGUUUCUCUCGGAAUCAGAUGAGAACUACAAUGGCGUGACAGAUGUAGAACUGCGGAUAGCCCUGCCAGACAAGACCACCAUCUCUGUCAGAGUGCGCAAGAACAGCACAACAGACCAGGUAUACCAGGCAUUAGUGCUGAAGGUUGGAAUGGACAGUAUUAUGGCAAGCUACUUUGCCCUUUUUGAAGUCAUCAAUCACUCCUUUGUACGAAAGCUGGCCCCGAACGAGUUUCCCCACAAACUUUAUGUGCAGAACUACACGUCAGCAGUGCCAGGGACUUGCUUGGCGCUCCACAAAUGGUUGUUCAGCUUUCAGGAAGAAGAGUUGCUCAGAGACAACCCACUGGCCUUGCACUACUGCUUUCACCAGGCAUUGGAUGAUGUGAAGAAGGGAUUCAUAAAAACAGAGGACAAAUCCUACCAGCUGCAGAAACUGGCAGAGCAGCACAAGAUGGCCACGUAUCUGAGCCUGUUGCGGACAUGUGAGGGCUACAAUGAGGUGGUGUUCCCCCACUGCUCCUGCGACUCCAGGAGGAAAGGACACGUUAUCACCGCUAUCAGCAUCUGUCACUUCAAGCUGCAUGCUUGCACUGAGGAUGGUACGCUGGAGAACCAGGUGAUUGCUUUUGAGUGGGGGGAGAUGCAGCGGUGGGACACUGACGAGGAGGGCAUGGCUUUCUGCUUCGAGUAUGCCAGAGGAGAGAAGAAACCUCGCUGGGUCAAGAUCUUCACUCCAUACUUUAACUACAUGCACGAGUGCUUUGAACGUGUCUUUUGUGAGCUGAAGUGGCGGAAACAGGUUGAGGAAGAGGCAUCUGACAAAGACAACAAAAACUGCAGUAACAGUGAGUAUCUGCCUCCUCUGGAGACACAGCAGAAGGGAUGGCGCCACCUAGGGGGGGAGAUUGCAACUUCCUAAAACCCUUGGUCAUUGUUCAAACUAGAACUGGUCCACUUGCAUCAUCACAGCCACCCCAGAGAGCGCCCAUCGAAAAACACAGAACUGAGUGACAGGCUAAGGUGGCCCAUGCCCCGAAAACAAACUGAAAGUGACCAAUUUGGAAUAGUCACAUUUAGCCAAGCCCAGGGAUACGCACAGCAAGAAGACCAGUGAAAGAAAAUAAUGGAAGCCAACUUUCAUGUCAUUUACUAGAUCUCCAUAGCAUAUCUGUUGAUUUCCUCCAUGCAUCCGCCCUGUGAUGUGGGCAGGACAUGUGCACCUUCUUGCCACUGGUUGAGAUCUAACAGAUGCAUACAGUGUGUGACUUGGUGGUUACAACAGCUCUGUGGCACCAUCUGCACAAAAGGAGCACCUUGAUGCAACACCACGUGACGAGGGAGCCGACACCCAGGAUGGGAUUGUGAUGAUCGACUUGGUCUGAAGCUUGAUCUGAAGCUGACGGAGAAUGAUUGAGAUGAAAAUAUGGGAGGAACACAGAAAAAUGGGAUUUUCACUUCUUUCACAGUUGGUGAUGAAGAGAGAAGAUUCACACUUUACACUGAUGGUGGGCAUAAACAGAAAAAUAUUUUCUAUCUGUGAGCUCAGAUAUUCUGUCAGAAAACAUAAGUGACACAAAUGUAAUUAUCUGAAAACUGAUGUGAGGGCACAUGUUCAUAAUUAUGUGUAUGUUUAACAGUGUCUUCUGAUAAAAUAUAGAUUAAUAUAACACCUAUAACAAUUGGUUUCUUGAUCUAACAUAGUGGAACACUAACUGAAUUGCAUUCAGGCUGGUCUAACUCGUCUCCAUUUUUCACCUUGUCUUCUGGUGUAACCCACACUAUUCAAAACGAUGUUUGUCUGGGUAUUUAUCCUCCUCGCAAGUAUUUGCUUGUGGUGAUUGUGCAGAGCUUAGAAGCUGAAAGGAAGGUGCUUUCUCAUUGCUGUGCAGGGACGAGUACUUGAACAAAUAAUUGAUGGUUAUGAAAUGUCACAUUCUACACAGGGAAUCUGACCGACAGAUUAUGAAUAUGCAGAUGGGAGAAGAGCGUUUUUGAGUGCGGGUCUGUUGAUCUGCAGUUUUCUGAACGGGCAGCAGGAGGCAGCAGAGUAUAAGAGAUGUAGCAUAACAGUAGGUUUGGAGCAGAAAUCAAUUUUCUACAGAGCUUCUUAAAGAGUGAUCCCCUUGGGCUCUGUAACUCACCGAAGUAUUACUGCUCUGCAGCCUGUCUGUUAACUGUGUCAGGAGGACAGAUGGGCAAGUGUGUGUGUGUGUGUGUUGUACAUGGCAUAGAUGGUGAAUGAAGCUGUGUAACUACAACCACAGUCGUUAACAUACCGUAUACAGGAAUAAAGACAGCUGUAUGCCUCUCAUUGCGCCUAAAUGACUACAGCAUUACCUGAUGCAUAGUUAUUUACACAGUUUUGGUCUUUAAGCAGCAUUUCGCACAAUGGUGAUGGGUUCAAAACAUCUGUCUUAAAGUGUGUAAAAAGCAGGCUUGCAUGUUGAUUUAAAAAAAAUUCUAUCUGAAUAGAGAUGGGAUGCAUAAAUGUACUAGUUUUGUCUAAAGUUUUGUUUAUCCUGCCAAGGGCUAGUAGUUUGUCGACUGAUUGCCAACUUAUUCUUGUCCUUUUAGUUGUUUUUUUGCCGCUACCAAAAACCUGAAUCUGUUUUUAUUUAUUUAUUUUUUUAUUCAUACUGACCUUUAGUGUACUAGUUAAACUUUAAUGAUUUUUUUUUUUUUUAAAUGGUUGGGCUCAGCUUACAGUUUGAUAAAAAUGUGUAUUUCAUGCCUAGGUUUAGUCAUAAUUUGCUUUCAGUCACUUGAAACAUGCUCGUGUGUGUCCUCUAUGUUUAUCAUUGACAUUGCUGAUUAGGUUUAGGCUCAGAUUAGACGUGUCUGAUGAGCUGUUGGUGUGAGAGCCAGAAAAUGAAGAUGGGGUUUUGUAUUCGUUUGACAGCGGAGACGCUAGACAGAUGGAGACAAAUGGGAGCUGUCCCUCUGUUGUCUAGCUAACAUUCAUAACCAUUCACAGGCUUUAUCAGCAUAACAUACACACACCUGUCUCUCUGCUACUCUUUGUAACUUUACAAAAUUAAGGGCAACAAUGCAAGGUAUCUUAUUUGUUGUUGCCUCUGAGGGCAGACCUUGGUUAUACAACAAUCUACAGCAAUUCAUACCACACUGUAGUAGCAUACUGUGUGUUUUAAAUAUACACACAAAAGAUAGAGGCUGCAAUGGGAAGACUGUUGGAAGGUCAUUGUGACAGCCAAAGUAAUAGCCAAUUUAGAGAUGGAUUGGAGCUGUUCAACCAUGAUGGUUAUUUUUUUUAUUAUUUUUUUAAAUGUAGAGGGAGAGACAGAUGGAGAUUUUGUGUGUGUGUGUGUGUGUGUGUGUGUGUGUGUGUGUGUGUGUGUGUGUACGCUUGUGUUGGCUUGUCAGUCCUCUGCUCUUACUCUUUCCAGGUUGGUCUCACAACUUCAUAGGGGGAUGUGGUUGCCGUGGCAGCACCAAGUUGGCUCAACAUGCUCAGUGGUGCCUCUGUUCUUCUAUUAUUCCUGUCAGACAGCUAACUUGCUUCUCCCAAUAAUGUAUUCAAAGCAGUGUUUUUUACUCUUUGGUGUUUGUUCUGUGUCCCCGUGGCUUGUGCUGCUGUGAAUAGGCUUUUAGAAAGCUGCUGUUUUUUGUGUUUCCGUUUGUCUCAUCUGCGCAAGGUGUCAUCAGUGUUCAGUGUUCAUCACAGGCAGAUGUGCGCUCUGUCCGUUGUCGUCUGUUUUGGGUGUCAGUGAGGUAAAUGGCAGAAAUGACAUUUAGGUAAAAGCAGAGAAAUGACAGGAAUGUCAAGAAGCAGGUCUCUGUGGUGUUGGCCUGCAUUUUUGUUUGUCAGUGUAUGCUGUACUGUGGACCUGUGUUUGUGUUUCAGAUGCUGGACAGUUUGUAAUGACAUGAGCAUUGAAUUUCACACAGGGAUUUAGAGCUAAAAAAAAAAAAAAAAAGAACAGUGGUGC